Molecule: messenger RNA, 858 nt
Organism: Podospora anserina S mat+
Lineage: Eukaryota; Fungi; Ascomycota; Sordariomycetes; Sordariales; Podosporaceae
Exons: 1
Coding region: 1-858 (285 amino acids)
Source: RefSeq, a predicted model, not a curated record
AUGUCUACUAGAGCCCUUGUUGUCGGCGGUACGAACGGUAUCGGAUAUGCCAUGGCAUGCCGAAUCGCCAUCGACAACCCGUCAUCCACCGUGAUCAUCAGCGGUCGCAAUAAGCCAGCCAUGAUUCCUCACCCCAACAUCGAGUUCCUUGCUGUUGACGCCUCAUCCAUGCUUCAAAUCAAGCAGUACACAGACAAAUUCAUAACUUCCCACAGGGCCCAGAAGCUCGAUUUUCUCAUCAUGACGCAGGGUAUUUUCACCAUGGCCGGCCGUACAGAAACCGCCGAGGGCAUCGACAACAAGAUGGCUCUCCACUACUAUGGCAAACAGCUUCUCAUUAGAGAACUUCUCCCAGUGCUGAAAGAUAAUGCCAUGGUGAUAAUUGUUCUGGAUGGCAAAAACGGUGCCCCAGCGAAGCUGGACUGGAACGAUCUGGAUUUGAAAAGGACUUACAGCUUGCCCAGUGCUGCCUACCACUGCAUCUCGAUGAAUGAUGCCAUGAUCCAGUUCCACGCCGCACAGCAACAGCAGAACGGCAACUCAAAAAGGCACUUUGUUCAUGCCUACCCCGGCGUGGUGGCGUCCAACAUCAUGGCGGGCCUGCCUUGGUAUCUGCGCGGGCCAUCUCAGAUCCUGAUGAAGAUGGCAGCGGUGUCAACAGACACAUGUGCUGAGUAUUUGUUGCAAGGAGUAUCUGAGGUCACCCAGAAGGCCGAGAAGGAGGGAAGGUUUUGGAGCAACAUUGAUCAGAAAGGGCGAGCGGUACCAGACAAGGCAAUCUGGACUGAGGAGCAGCUGAAGUCAGUAUCUGACCACACCUGGACAUUGAUUGACAGUGCACUCAAGUGUACCGCCUGA